Molecule: messenger RNA, 1676 nt
Organism: Cynocephalus volans (Philippine flying lemur)
Lineage: Eukaryota; Metazoa; Chordata; Mammalia; Dermoptera; Cynocephalidae
Gene: NAPRT
Product: nicotinate phosphoribosyltransferase
Exons: 13
Coding region: 1-1617 (538 amino acids)
Biological process (GO): NAD+ biosynthetic process via the salvage pathway
Cellular component (GO): cytosol
Molecular function (GO): nicotinate phosphoribosyltransferase activity
Source: RefSeq, a predicted model, not a curated record
AUGGCGGCGGAGCGGGACCCCGAGGCGCUCGCGGCGGCGCGACCGCUGCUCACUGACCUGUACCAGGCCACCAUGGCGCUGGGCUACUGGCGCGCGGGCCGGGCGCGGGAAGACGCCCAGUUCGAGCUCUUCUUCCGCCGCUGCCCGUUCGGAGGCGCCUUCGCCUUGGCCGCGGGGCUGCGCGACUGCGUGCGCUUCCUGCGCGCCUUCCGCCUGCGGGACGCAGACGUGCAGUUCCUGGCCUCCGUGCUGCCCUCCGACACGGACCCCGCGUUCUUCGAGCACCUGCGGGCCCUUGACUGCUCCGCUGUGACGGUGCGGGCCCUGCCCGAGGGCUCCCUGGCCUUCCCCGGCGUGCCGCUGCUGCAGGUGUCGGGGCCGCUCCUGCUGCUGCAGCUCCUGGAGACGCCGCUGCUCUGCCUGCUCAGCUACGCCAGCCUCGUAGCCACCAACGCAGCGCGGCUGCGCCUGAUCGCCGGGCCAGAGAAGCGGCUGCUGGAGUUGGGGCUGCGGCGCGCUCAGGGCCCAGACGGGGGCCUCACAGCCUCCACCUACAGCUACCUAGGCGGCUUCGACAGCAGCAGCAACGUGCUGGCCGGGCAGCUGCGGGGCGUGCCUGUGGCCGGGACCCUGGCCCACUCCUUCGUCACCUCCUUUUCAGGCAGUGAGGUGCCCCCUGACCCGACACUGGCUCCGGCUGCCGGUGAGGGCCCCCGGGUGGACCUGGCUGCCAGCGUAAAAGUGUGGCUGGAGCGCGUGUGUGCCCACCUGGGGCUGGGGGCACAGGAGCCACACCCUGGGGAGCGGGCGGCCUUUGUGGCCUAUGCUCUGGCCUUUCCCCGGGCCUUCCAGGGCCUGCUGGACUCCUAUAGUGUGCAGAGGAGUGGUCUCCCCAACUUCCUGGCGGUAGCCCUGGCACUGGGGGAGCUGGGCUACCGGGCAGUGGGAGUGAGGCUGGACAGUGGCGACCUGCUUCAGCAGGCCCGGGAGACCCGCAGGGUCUUCCGGACCAUUGCAGCCCAGUUCCAGAUACCCUGGCUGGAGUCAGUCCCCAUCGCAGUUAGCAACAACAUUGAUGAGGAGGCACUGGCCCGGCUGGCCCAGGAGGGCAGUGAGGUGGACGUCAUUGGCAUUGGCACCAGCGUGGUCACCUGCCCUCAACAGCCUUCCCUGGGCUGUGUCUACAAGCUGGUAUCUGUGGGAGGCCAGCCACGGAUGAAGCUGACCGAGGACCCCGAGAAGCAGACGUUGCCCGGGAGCAAGGCCGCCUUCCGGCUCCUGGGCUCUGAUGGGUCUAUGCUGUUGGACGUGCUGCAGCUGGUAGAAGAGCCACCGCCCCAGGCUGGGCAGGAGCUGAGAGUUUGGCCUCUAGGGGCCCAGGAGCCCUGUACUGUGAUGCCAGCCCAUGUGGAGCCGCUGCUGCGCCUCUGGGUUCAACAGGGACAGCUGUGCGAGCCGCUCCCAUCUCUGGCAGAGUCUAGAGCCUUCGCCCAGCUGUCUCUGAGCCGCCUCAGCCCUGCGCACAGACAGCUGCAGAGCCCUGCACCAUACCAGGUGGCACUGUCUGAGAAGCUGCGGGCCCUAGUGGACAGUCUGAGUGCUGGAGGUCCCCAGUGAGAAUCUCAGUGGUGGGGGGCUGCUUGGAGACAACAAGAGUCACUCUUUGUCCCCCAUAA